This is a messenger RNA of Pelobates fuscus (common spadefoot toad), 5936 nucleotides long. It is a transcript of the gene SLC12A8, whose product is annotated as solute carrier family 12 member 8. Gene Ontology annotation, molecular function: potassium:chloride symporter activity. NCBI's taxonomy places the organism in Eukaryota, Metazoa, Chordata, Amphibia, Anura, Pelobatidae. The transcript has 16 exons. Gene Ontology annotation, biological process: chloride transmembrane transport; potassium ion import across plasma membrane; chloride ion homeostasis. The coding region runs from base 351 to 2513 and encodes 720 amino acids. Gene Ontology annotation, cellular component: membrane. The record is from RefSeq and is a predicted model, not a curated record.
CACCUGCUGCCCGAGGGUUAAUAGCGAAGCGUUCACAGGAGUGAAAUACAGGUUUCCUUCCGAGGAAUGGACGUGGCGUUAAAACAAGAAAGACUUGGGAUUUUGCCAUUUGCAGACUGUGCACCUGUCUCUGACACUGGCUCUAACUAGAGAUGUUGGUACCUACCUGGACUUACAGACAUAAAGAAUAGACCAGGCACUCAAAGGGUGUGUAGGGAGCUGACUUGAAGGAGUAAAGAUAUUGUAAGUAGAGAUAUGACACAGAGGAGGCUUGCUGUUCCACAUGGACCUGUGUAUGUAAGGACUCAGUAAAGGGUGACUCUCUGUCUGGCUGCCCUCUGGGAGAUCUGAUGGGGAAGGACAACUUCAUGUCAACCAAUGGGAGCGUGUCGGGCACUGAAAGCAUGAAAGAUUUAUUUCACGAGGAUGCACAGUCGCAGGCCCAGCCGUGGUGGAAGAUCCAGCUGUUUGUUUGGGAGCCCGUUCUGUUCGGUACCUGGGAUGGCGUCUUUACAUCGUGUAUGAUUAAUAUAUUUGGCGUGGUUUUAUUUCUACGGACAGGAUGGCUCGUGGGUAACACUGGAGUUCUCCUGGGAAUGGUCCUUGUAUCCUUCGUUAUUUUAGUAGCACUGGUUACCGUGCUGUCCGGCAUUGGGGUGUGCGAGAGAUGCAGCAUCGGUAAUGGUGGCGUUUACUCCAUGAUUUCCACUGUCCUGGGGGGCAAGGUCGGGGGCACGGUUGGUCUGCUCUAUAUAUUUGGGCAGUGUGUUGCAGGCGCUAUGUACAUCACCGGUUUUGCCGAAUCCAUCUCGGACCUGCUCCAUCUGCAUAAUAUCUGGGCAGUGCGGGGGAUCUCGCUGGCGGUGCUUGUGGGAUUACUGGGAAUCAAUCUAGCGGGAGUCAAAUGGAUAAUUCGCCUGCAGCUUCUGCUCCUUUUCCUGCUUGCUGUGUCCACCUUGGAUUUUGUAAUUGGUUCAUUUACGCACCUGGAUCCAGAACAUGGCUUCGUUGGAUAUUCUGAGGAUUUACUGUCUAACAAUACAUUCCCGGAUUACACCCCCGGAGAAAGCUUCUUCACUGUAUUUGGGGUCUUCUUUCCAGCUGCCACAGGCGUAAUGGCCGGCUUUAACAUGAGUGGAGAUCUGAAGAAACCUGCCACUAGUAUACCACUGGGAUCGCUGGCUGCCAUCGCCAUAUCGUGGUUCCUAUACAUCGUGUUUGUUUUCCUGCUGGGUGCCAUUUGUAUGCGAGAAUUUCUGCGCUAUGAGUUCAUGAUCGCAGAAAAGGUCUCUCUGGUGGGAUUCCUCUUCCUUCUGGGCUUGUACAUCUCUUCCCUUGCCUCCUGCAUGGGGGGUCUAUACGGCGCUCCCAGAAUCCUCCAGUGCAUCGCACAGGAAAAGGUUAUCCCUGCCCUCUCCUUCCUGGCUCACGGGAAAGGACCAAAUAAAACGCCGGUAGCAGCAAUUAUUUUGACAGGUGUUCUCACCAUGGCAUUUGUCUUUAUUGGCCAGGUGAAUGUCCUUGCACCAAUAGUAACCAUUAACUUCAUGCUGACGUACAGUGCCGUGGACUAUUCCUACUUCUCUGUGACGAUGAGUUACAAUUUACAAUAUAAUGGCAAAAAGACCAUGAGAGUCAACGCCAAAGCACUGAGCGCCUCUUGUCCUCUGAUUCUUGAUAAACCGUCCAGCUACGGAGCAAAUGGCACUCUGCUUGAAUUCACAAAGGACAUGGAUCAGAUCUUCAAAGUGGGUCAAGUGGAGCCAGCUGAGAGCACAAAAACGCAAAACUCGGGAAUGAAGAUGACGUUUCGUAAAGCUAAGAUUCCUGCCAAGCAGUCCUUGCUGGACAGCUUCCAGUUAGAUUUGCCACACGUUUCGGAGCUGGAGGAGAGUGAACUGAUCCCAGAACCAACUGAAGAGAAAUUUCAGAAUAUUGUUCCCUCCAUGGACCAAGAUGAAAGGAGUCCAUCUAACAUGGAAGAAGCCGAGGGAGACGCCACACGGAGCAUGGUGGAAGUAGAAGAGAUGUACACAGAGAUCCAGCAAUCAGAACAAGAUGGUAAAGAAGAUUUAAACAUUCAAAGCAAAGUCCCGGAGUUUGAGAUUCAGAGUUUAUCCACUUCCUUUUACUCCAAGUUCUGUAAUCACUGGGUCUCCUUCCUAGGGGCGAUCUUUUCCAUUGUUAUCAUGUUUGUAAUCCAGUGGAUCUACGCUCUGGUCAAUAUCGGGGUGGCUGUUCUCUUAUAUUUCUACAUUGGGCGGGUGAGCCCUGGGCUUAAUCCAGGGGCAGCUGCAAGCUUCAGUUUAUUCUCUUGGAUUCAAUUAAUGGCCGUCACGGUAUUCAGGAAGAAAUCUUCCCCAGGGGAGCGCAUUGUAGUAACACCUUCCUUUGCAUCUGUUGGUAUGGAGACCACACAGCUGACAGAAGAGAACGCAGAUUUUGCGUCCCGCGGUCGCUACCAUCAUUCUUCUGUCAUUAGCAGUGGCCAGUUUGUUAACCAGUUUCAUUAGGAAGCCAUGGACAGACCUGUGAAUCUUAAAUGGAAACUGCACCAUGUCUUGGCUGCUAAAUUGUUAAUUGUAAACUUUCUUCCGUGACAAAAGAUGGUUUUCCGGAACAGCGCUGUGGGAGAGCUAAAUGUGCCUUAUUGUUAAAAAAAAGAAAAAUGUUCAAGAAACUUAAGUUAAAAGCAAAAGGAAUUGUAAAUAAAUGUUCAUAGGGAAUUUAUUGCACGCACUCUGCGAGGCCCCCUGGUCUGUGCGAGGUCCCCAGGUCUGCACAAGGUCACCAGGUCUGCACGCACUCUGCGAGGUCUGCACAAGGUCACCAGGUCUGCACGCACUCUGUGAGGUACUCUGUUAACCCCUCGCUGACAGACUCCAGCAAACUGUGCUUUGUCUCCUAUGCAGUAAUCAAUGAUUUCAGGUGUUCUCUUUGACUCCGACCUCUCCUUCAAGCCUCAUGUUCAGUCUAUCGCCAAAUCCUGCCAUUUCCAUCUCAAAAACAUUGCGCGCAUCCGCCCCUACUUAACGCCAGAUGCGACUAAGGUGUUGGUCCAUUCCACUGUACUUUCUCGCCUUGACUACUGUAAUCCGCUUCUCAGUGGUCUUAUGUGCUCCCAACUUGCGCCGUUACAGUCCAUAAUAAAUGUGGCGGCGAGGCUCAUCUUCCUGUCCGCCCGCACCUCCCACGCCUCACCCUUCUGUCAGUCCCUACAUUGGCUUCCUAUAAAAUAUAGAGCCCAAUUUAAAAUUCUGGUUCUUGCUUUCAAAUCUCUACAUAAUGCUGCUCCCACCUAUCUAUCCUCCCUUAUACACAAGUAUGUCCCGUCUAGGCCCUUACGCUCUGCUGAAGACUUACGUCUAUCUUCUGUCCGUACUCCCACCUCUGAUGCUCGCCUUCAAGAUUUCUCGAGGGCUGCACCGUUCCUGUGGAACUCGCUUCCCUCCUCUGUUAGAUGCUCACUCAGUCUCCAUCCUUUCAAAAAAUUGUUAAAAACCCACUUCUUCAUAAAAGCGUUUCAAUUAAACUGUUAACGGCUCCCAACUGAUUCCUCUCUUGCAACUGUCACUAGUCUAAUACUAUCCUUACCUUUUGUGUCAUUUUACCCCACUCCCUCUAGCAUGUAAGCUCACUGAGCAGGGCCCUCAACCCCUCUGUUCGUGUGUGUGUCCAACUUGUCUGGUUACAACUACAUGUCUGUUCGUCCACCCAUUGUAAAGCGCUGCGGAAUUUGACCGCGCUCUAUAAAUAUAAUAAUAAUGUGAGAUGUUUAUUAGCUGUUUGUAUUCAGUCCUGGUAAAUGGUGAUGGUCUAUAUCAGCUCCUCAGAGGAGGGAAUACAUCUAUUAACAGCACAGUAAGGGCCUCUCCAUCACCUUCUCUCUGCUUUGACUCCCUAAACUCCUCCCAUGGUAUGUUGGCCCUAACUAACUCUGGAACUCCAAUCUGUCAUUUGAUCAAUAAUUAAAUCCAGAUGGCUCUCUGUACCCCCCAAUCUCACUGCGCUAUUGGAUAUCCCCAAGCUAUGUCUAUACCAACAUCUAGAUACCAAACAUACGAGGGAUGGGCCAGGCCCUCCAAUGCUGUAAAGGCAGGUUAUUGGAAGAAAAUGAACAUCGCAACGUUUCGACCCACACAGGGGUCUUCGUCAAGCUCACUGUGUUCCAAUGAACGGCCGUUCCUUCAUUGGGGAGCUUAGACCAGGGGUGCCCGAAAGGUAGAUCCCCAAAUGCUUUAAAACUACAGCUUCCAUGAUGCUUUGUCAUUUUAAAAGCAUGCAAAGCAUCAUGGGAACGUCUGGGGAUCUACCUCUUGAGCGCCCCUGGCCUAGACCAUCUCUCUUUCAUUUGGUAUAUUCUGGGCUAGUGCUGGGUCUGGUUAAUCAGCCAACCUGUUUGUGAUUUGAAAGCAGUUCCUUUUUUGUUUUUGUAUGAUGUGUAUAUACCAACCUUUAGUACAUACCUCCCUUAGAGUUUGCAUUGAAUGCUAAGCUGUAAUAAUCAGGACGCCAUUACUUUUUAUUCCAUUAUUUUCUUCCAUUCCCACUGAUAUCUGAAAGGUUCUCUCCGUGGCUGAAUUGCAGAGUUUGGUUAAGGUUCGGUAAAAGCAGUCGCAGUACGUUCCAAAACCAUAAUCUGUAAUGGCAAGGCUUACCUUGGAGAAUAAACCUGUCGCCCCUUCCCAAGUUGGACACGUUCCUGGCCGGCAGAUUGGAAGUGUGAUUGUUUUGUUAAAUUGCUCCUCUCUGGGCUAAUGUCCCAGAAUGAGAAUGUCAGGAAGAGACUGUUUAACAUAAUUCCCACUGUGCCCAUGGUGCCAUUACAUGUACGUGGCUGUGUGAUCAUAAAUGUGACCUGCACUCAUUGCUAUGUCCAGUCCAUCCGCGUGGGCAUAGUACCCACAAAGCAAGCUUGUGGUUGGACAACUGCUUGGAGAAUUUUGUGGUUUAAUUUGAAUGUUUUAUAUUAGAUACGGUGCCAGAUUUAAACAAAAAAUGUAAACCAUACCUAGAAUUCUUUGCUGAGUCUCCAGCAUUGGACACACUGUGUGAAAUGAUUUUUAAUGUCUAACAAAAUCAAAAGGGAGGUGAAAGUGCCUAAAAUGGCUGUCACAUGGAGAGAAAAAUCUAUACUGUCAAAGAAAAGGGGCAGCGUCUGUGCGCCAUAGCAGCUACCUGCAGAUAGUGAUUUGGCAAAUGUACACCAAUUUAUAUAAAUAAAGAAUAGUGCUCACUAUAAUAUAGACAUCUAAUGGUCAGCGAUACUGCAGAACAAGCAUCGCACAAAUCUUGCAUCAACACAAAAUAAAUGGAAAUUGUGAAACAGCGCCUUGCUUAAUGGUGAAAAAAACUCUAUAAUAAAUUACCAAGAAUACACAGAUAUCAGUGUAAGACAUCUUUGUAGAGUUAAACGGCUUUAUAUUAAACAUCUCAUAUGGUAAUCAAACCCUCUUUAGUGACAAAAGCCAUAGCGAAGCACACUCACAUGUAGGAGAGCUGAAUCAAGCUCACAAUAGCGUGAGGGCUAUAACACUCGACUGUAUAUACAGGGCAAGCGUUUUCUGCUGACGUAAACAUCUCCAAUCUGGUAUGAAACAGAGCCAAUAGUGAACCCUGAAAAUAUACAAGGUAAGGAGAACAAAGCUAUAAGCUACCAACAUGUCUCACAGCGCACACACUUGCUCUGUAUAAUUUGCAUUGCUGGGAUAUACUUUUUAUGUAAUAAGUUAGAUUAACCCCUGUAUCACAACUCAACUUUGAAUUCUAUGUUUCGUCUUGCUCAGAAAUGCUUCAGACUUGAGAAAGGAAGGUACUCCUGAAAGCUUGUCAUUACAAAAUUAUGUUAGCCCAAUAAAAAAAAAGGUAUCACAAGAUACAAACUUUUUGUUAUUUUCAUGUUGGAUAAAUUAUUCAUGAAUCCAGUAAGCAAAAUA